Molecule: messenger RNA, 3290 nt
Organism: Toxotes jaculatrix (banded archerfish)
Lineage: Eukaryota; Metazoa; Chordata; Actinopteri; Toxotidae
Product: clathrin coat assembly protein AP180-like
Exons: 25
Coding region: 406-2520 (704 amino acids)
Biological process (GO): synaptic vesicle budding from presynaptic endocytic zone membrane; clathrin-dependent endocytosis; clathrin coat assembly
Cellular component (GO): extrinsic component of presynaptic endocytic zone membrane; clathrin-coated pit; clathrin-coated vesicle
Molecular function (GO): clathrin heavy chain binding; phosphatidylinositol-4,5-bisphosphate binding; SNARE binding
Source: RefSeq, a predicted model, not a curated record
AUAUUUGACCGGAGUGUUGAUUUAGGCCUAUAUUCCAUAAUUUUCCUGAAUUUUUUUUGACGAUCAGAGGAGCCUCGCUUGCGCCAUAUUUUUCAUUGGUCUAUUUUAGAAAUAAUUGCUGCGGGGUGAGAAAAUAGCUUUCAUUGCCAGCUGAGUGUUACAUAACCGAGUGGCUUUAGCUGUCCAAGGUGCUGAACUGAACGGUCGGAACCUAUAACGGGACAAGCCGUGGGGAAUUCACAACCUUGCAAGGUCACAGGCCUAUCAGUCGGGGAAGAGGAAAGCACGGAAUCCCCUCACUGAACCACCGGGAAGCCGCUGGGCUUUAUUCGUAUAUUUAUUUUUUCUUUGCAUCGUCCCGUGGCGAGACACAUUUCCUGAGGUGGUUGAUUUUGCGGAGAGAAAAUGUCGGGGCAAACGCUCACGGAUCGCAUUGCCGCUGCGCAAUACCAGCUAACGGGAUCAGAUAUGGCUCGGGCUGUCUGCAAAGCCACCACUCAUGAAGUGAUGGCGCCCAAGAAAAAGCACCUGGACUACCUGGUGUCAGCCACCAAUACCACCAACGUGAACAUCCCUCAGAUGGCUGACACACUGUUUGAGCGAGCCACCAACGCCAGCUGGGUGGUCGUCUUCAAGGCCCUCGUCACCACUCAUCACAUGUGUGUCCACGGCAAUGAGAGGUUCAUUCAGUACUUGGCUUCCAGGACCUCCCUGUUCAACCUCAGCAAUUUUAUUGACAAAACCGGCUCUCACGGCUAUGACAUGUCUACGUUCAUCAGACGAUAUGGACGAUACCUGAAUGAGAAAGCUUUCGCCUACCGCCAGAUGGCUUUUGAUUUCACCAGAGUCAAGAAGGGUGCUGACGGCGUGAUGAGGACCAUGACCACUGAGAAGCUGUUGAAAGGCAUGCCUGUUCUGCAGACUCAGAUUGACACACUCUUGGAGUUCGAUGUUCAUCCUAAGGAGCUGAACAAUGGGAUCAUCAACGCUGCAUUUCUGCUUCUCUUCAAGGACCUGGUCAAACUGUUUGCAUCCUACAAUGACGGCAUCAUCAACCUGUUAGAGAAAUACUUCAAGAUGAAGAAGAGUGACUGUAAGGAGGCCCUGGAGAUCUACAAGAGGUUCCUGACCAGGGUGACGAAGAUUGGGGAAUUCAUGAAGCUGGCUGAGACUGUUGGAGUUGACAAAAACGACAUUCCUGACAUCAACUAUGCUCCCAGCAGUAUCCUGGAGUCUCUGGAAACACACAUGAACGGUCUGGAGGAUACAAAGGGCGGAAAGAAGGGUGAAGGGUCUCCAACAAAGGGAUCUCCGACAAACAACGUGUCUCCAACAUCAACUCCAGCCAAAUCUUCAAACGCUGUUCCCACACUGCAGCCUCCUCCUGGGGAGAGCGCUGCUGCAGCUGCUACUGCUCCUGAGCCCGCCGAAGACUCCUUGUUGGACCUGGAUCCACUGUCCUCCUCAGGUCCCUCAGCACCCUCAGCUGCCCCCACAUCUUGGGGAGACCUUCUUGGAUCAGAAAUGGGCGAUUCCUUGCUAUCUGAACCCACCCUCACAGCAGAGCCCGCCCCUUCCCCUGCAGCAGCAACGCCCACUCCUGCAGCGGCAGAACCCGGAGUCUCUCUAGCUCCUCCCACUAGCACAGCAGCCGCCACCUCCCCUGGCGCCACCAAUAUGGAUCUGUUGGGAGAUGCCUUUGCAACACCUGCUCCUGCCACUGAGGCCUCUGCAGCAGCAGCUGAAGGUGGGGCUGCCGCCACGUCCGCCCCAGCCGCCAACGCUGGAGCUGACCCCUUCGCUCCCUCAGAUGGUAACAUCAACACAGCGUCUUCAGGUGUAGACCUUUUCGGCAUGAUGACAGUGGAGAAUAAUAACCCGGGUAGUUCACUGGAUGCCUGUUUUAGCUCUGUGGUGCCCCAGCCCUCCCCCUCCCAUUCCCCUUCACCGCUCUUCACCUCCACGUCUAGCAUCAUCACCACCACUGCAACCAUUUCAGCUCCCGUAGCCCCCAGCGGCGCCAACCCUACGACUGACCUUUUCAGCGCAGAUGUGUUCAGCUCCCCUGCCCCCAUCCUUUCCUCCGCACCCCCGUCCAAAACUGAUACGGCAGCCAUCAUGAAUCUGUUUGGUGAGUCCACAGGAGGAGAUGCCACAGCUGCUGCUGCUCCUGCUGCCCCCGGCGCUGAGCUCAUGUCAGUAUUUGAUGGAUUAGGGGAUGUAAUGAAGCCCACUGUGACCCCUCAGGCGGGUGAUGUUGACACCUCUAUGGCUAACAUGGCAAGUAAUCUCACAAUGGGAACCGCAGCGGCUCCUCAGGUAGCUCCCCCCAGUUGGGGUGCUCCCAUGCCCGGAGCGCCGGGUGUUGGAGCUCCCAUGAUGCCCAUGGUGAGGCCAGGCUUCCCUGCCACGGGAGCGACCCCCGGAGCACCGAUGUCUCCUGGAGUGGCCCAGAGCCCCAGAAAGCCUCCACCACCCAGGAACGCUCUGGAUGACCUGAAUAUUAAGGACUUCAUGUAGACUGACUGACCCGUAAACUCCCAAGGUUUGUCAUUGUGUCUGGAGCUCCGUGGAUAUGGAUGUCUGCACUUCCCCACUGCCUCCCCUCAGUCAUGCCCUCGCCCUUCAGCCAACCUACCGUCACAUCUAUGAUCUUUGCCCUCUGACCUCCUACCAGCCGCGACCCCUAAAAAAAAAAACCCUUACCCUCCCUAUCUAAUGUUGUAGCACAACUGUGAAUGUGAACCCUAGAUACAGAAAACAAAACUCUGUUUAUGUGUGUGUGGGUGUGCGUGUAAUUCAGUGUUAACCUUUACUUAAUAUACUACUGAAAAAUGAACAAAAAAAUAAUAAUAAAUGUGUAUUUAGAUUCAUUCUGGAUUUCUGCGUAUCAGCUGACUUGGAAUGGUGGAUAUAUGUUGGUUUCUUUGCGCAUCUCCCAGAAGAGGACUGUGUUGUUAAAUGUGGACUGUGUUCGGUGUGUGUAACUUCACUGGCCAACCCCCCCACUCCCGCUCCUUCACCCCUGUUGUCCAAACUAAUACUGAGCUAUGUUUAUGUCAGUAAAGACUUGGUUGUUCCUAUAUCUGCUUGGCCGUCCAUCCUCCCACCUGUCUACUUCCAAGUUUUUGGAGAACGAUUCUCAAUCAAAAUGUACCUGAAAAGUACUUGCACUGCAAAUCUGGACUUAUCAUCGAACACACCAAACAGUGUUCAGUUUUGUUUUUACUUUAUCUUUUUGUAGGGAUUGUAUGAACAUGCAAAAAUUUGUGAACCGUGUUCAAAUUGAC